Molecule: messenger RNA, 3100 nt
Organism: Oncorhynchus tshawytscha (Chinook salmon)
Lineage: Eukaryota; Metazoa; Chordata; Actinopteri; Salmoniformes; Salmonidae
Gene: cfap221
Product: cilia and flagella associated protein 221
Exons: 25
Coding region: 162-2804 (880 amino acids)
Biological process (GO): cilium movement; cilium assembly
Cellular component (GO): cilium
Source: RefSeq, a predicted model, not a curated record
GUUUUGCAAGCGUUCCCAGAAGUCUGGGGAUGUUGCGCCUCUGGGUUUAGAAACUCUUUGCGAGUCCUAACCGCGUCCCACCGAGGUAUUACUAUGGCGACGAGAGUGUUUGGUGGAUGUUCUGUAGGUGAAACAACAGCCCUGUUUUUAAUGGAGAAGUGAUGGAAGUGGCACACACUGCAUCAGAGACAUUCACAGACAGUCAAAGGAAGAAGACCCCUCUUCCACUGUGCCGACUGGUGGAGGACAGAAAAAGAAGUCCCUCUGAUGUCCCUCAUCACCUACUAGAGACCCAAACCUAUACCAAACUCAAGAGCAACAGUGCAAUCGAAGCAGAACCCUCAGCACUUCACUUCAGUGGGUUUAAACUGGGGAAGGACUAUCACAGGAGCCUGAAAUUGAUCAACAUAUCAUCUGAAGUGAUCAACAUUCACAUUAUCCCCACCCAAACAAAGCAUUUCAAAACAAAAUAUUUAAAAAAGCAUCGUCUUGUCCCUGGACUGUCCUACACAGUGAAGGUACACUUCUGUCCUGACGAAUGGCGCUACUUCUACGACUGUAUUCGGAUUCAUUGCAAGGGGGAAGAGAACUUACAGGUUCCAGUCCAUGCCUAUCCCAUCAUCGAUGACUUGCACAUCCCAACACACAUCACCAUACCAGCUGUCCCGCUGGGCCAGAGUGUCAGCCAUGUGAUCCCUCUGAGCUGCAGCUGUCCCAUUGACUUUGAGUUCCAGGUGCACAUCAUCCAGCCACACAAGGCCUUCUCUGUCCAGCCCCUGUCAGGAGUGAUUCCAGCCAAUGGGAAGGUGGAGGUGACCGUCACAUUCAGGCCGUUCAAGUAUGACACGUCCCAGGUCACUCUACAGGUGGUCAUCUCCCAGUUCAACUCCAAACCCUACGUCUGCACCCUCAGCGGGUCCUCCUCGCCCCGCCUGGCACUCAGUCAACAGGAGAAAGACAUGGCACACGCAAGAGAAGUUUUGUUUGUUGACAGUCGAGAGCCUCCACCUGUCUCCUUGAUACAGCCUCUGACCAAAACCAAGCAGAGGUCAAUGCGGACACCUGAAAAGUCAAAGACCGUAAGGGAGAGAAGAGAGAGUGAUGUGAAGCUGAGCCUGAAGACUGCAGUUGAUGUGUCCACCCCUGCUGGAGUGGUCAAGAUACUGAUACAACAGACUGAUAAACUGAGCUCUAAAGACCUGAGGGAAGCCAUGAUGUCCCAACCUAAGCUGGGCCUCCAGACAAGACAGAUGAAGGAGGCGCUCUUUGAGACCAGGGUUCAACAGGACAUCCAGGAGGAGAGAGCCAAUCAUCUCAGAUGGCAAGUUCACCUUGGGAAGGAUCCUGUCUCGACACAGACCAAAAUGCAGGUUUUGGAGGAGAGAGAUGUUGCAGAUUUUGAAUAUAUGGUUAGAAAAGGAGAGGUGAGGGAGGAGAGGGACUUUGCAAGAGGCCAACCUAAGCUCUCUACCAGACGGGUCCUGCGUAACACAGGCCAGGCACCGGUGGGCACGCCUUCCUUUCGCAUGUACUCCAGCAGUCAUCUGGAGAUCAGGCAGAGAGCUCUGAGGCUCUUCCAGCAGGCAGCCCGCAAGGUGGUGAUUCAAUGUCGUGUGAACAACAGACUGGUCUCGUUGAGGAGGCUGAUUCGAAGCUUGAAGCGCCUGUCCACAGGAGUAAGAGUUGAGGAGGAGACCUUUCAUCUCCCGAAGAUCUCACCAGACAGCGUGAUUCCGUUCACAUUCCCUAUCUUCUCUCUUCCUAACCAGUCUGAUGAACUGGCUCCCAAUGCAUUGGGUGCCGUCCCUGUUAGGCCUAUUGAGGUCCUGGUCAAACGACACACUCCAUUCUUCAAUCUGAAGGUUCCCCAGCACUACAAGUUAAUGGGGUACCAGCCUGUUUCGGCCUUUGAGGCUGCCGCUAGCUACAUUCCCCCAACCCAGCCCAGGACGCUAUGCACUGGGGCACAGGAUGAAUUGUUGCCCAGAGUGAUCCGUUCUCCCUCGGGGUGUGCAGUGGCCAAGCCAGAGGGCGAGGAGGAUGUGGAGCAAGAGGACGAGUUUCCCAGUCUGAGCUUCACGGCCCCCACCGCCCUGCUGAAGCCUCCCUACGCCCACCCCCUCAGAAUCUUUAACCCAGCCCCCGGUCUCCAUGCCUUCAAAGCAGACCCCCUCUACCUAGAGUGUGAUCUGGAGUUCCACCUGUGUCCACUGCCCCGGUACACCAUCCCAAAGCCCUCUGUGUUUGGAAUGCACACCCCCAGCACUCAGAAGAAAUUUUUGGACCGAACAGAUGUGAUCCGAGGUGUGAUGACCUGGAAGAAGUUCCCAUCGGCCGCCCUGGCCGCUCUGUCCAACACUCCCACACUCACCAGUAGCUGGGCCCCGCGCGUGUCUGACCCCUUCAACAGUGACAUUCUGCCCACCCUGGCGCCCACAGCUCUGAAUGGCCUUCCAGAAGAUAUGACAGAGGAGCUACUGGAUGGACAAUCUGAAAGCACGGGAGUAUCUCUCACGCCUGAGAUGAUCCGAGCUGAGUUUCCCCUGCCAGAGAAUGUACCUUCCACUCCCAGACAGCUGAAAGACGACAGCUUUAAAGAUGACAGCAGUUCCCUGAGUCCCUGUAAAACUCCCCAGAUGAUGCCUCUCAGUACAGCAAACAUCUCCAGGGAAUCAAGAGAGCAGCAGCUGGAGAUGUUUCUGAAGUCUCAGACCAAUAGACUUGGUGCCAAGGUGAUGGCGCGACUCAACCACCUGAAUAUUGUGGGCAAGGCUAAUUCACCCUCUACACCAGAGAAUAAAUAGUGCUAUAUUUGUUAUGAGGCACUUAAGGUUGAUGCAGGAAAUGUCAGAUUACAGUACCAACAUACAUUGACUGAUAUAUUUCAUAUAAUACAUUUCACUGUAAAAUACAUCAUUACUGUAGCUGCUAAGUGCUAUUGUAUAGUUACCACACCACUGAUGCUGUGCCCAUUGUCUUGCAUUGACACUGACCAAUUCAUCCAAGGACAUUUUCAUUUAAAAACAGUCUUUAUGUACUUUAAAGUUUGGCUUCUUGUUUUAUUUAAUUAAUGACUGGCCUUUCUGGCAAAUAAAAUAAA